AUGCCACUGCUAUUUGGACCGUGGGGUAACUCAGAUAAGGUGGGUUCAAGCAACGUCGCGUCAGUCCCAGGGCGCCCUGAUGGCCUCUUUCUCCUCGGUCUACUGGACGAUCUCGUUGAAGAUGCCAUGUGGCAACCCAAGUACAGUCAUGUCGAGCUGGGCCCGUCAAUGACGGCUCAUUCGAGUGGUGGAGCUACAGCUCCUCGCGAGGCUGGCGGCCCUGACAAGCAGAGAUUGGCGGCCUCCUUCGGUGAGGGCACGUCUUUCUCUCUCUUUGUUGAUGUCGAAAGGGUUAACUCCAACAGACUCUUAUCUUUCUGA
Messenger RNA from Perkinsus marinus ATCC 50983, 321 nucleotides. RefSeq lists its product as hypothetical. The transcript has a single exon. Bases 1 to 321 code for a protein of 106 amino acids. The record is from RefSeq and is a predicted model, not a curated record. Lineage: Eukaryota; Perkinsozoa; Perkinsida; Perkinsidae.